Messenger RNA from Nymphaea colorata (pocket water lily), 1425 nucleotides. RefSeq names its product ras-related protein RABA5a. Gene Ontology annotation, cellular component: endosome. The record is from RefSeq and is a predicted model, not a curated record. Gene Ontology annotation, molecular function: GTPase activity; GTP binding. The transcript is spliced from 3 exons. The coding region runs from base 480 to 1142 and encodes 220 amino acids. Lineage: Eukaryota; Viridiplantae; Streptophyta; Magnoliopsida; Nymphaeales; Nymphaeaceae.
GGAGAGAGAGAGAGAGAGAGAUGAAGUUACACGCGCUUCGCAAUUAAACGUAAAUUAAUUAUAAAAAGACGCGAAUUGAAGGCCAAAAGAGAAGCCGAUAACACAAGGCAAGAAUGAAGGCAUUAUUAUUAUAAUCAUCGUCAGAAGUCAGAAGGAAGGAAGGAAGCGAAGAAAGAGAGGGAAGGAGGGAGGGGUUUUGGAACGUCGCCGUUGGAGGGGAGUCGGAGCGUCGACCACUGUGUCGAUCCCGGAGAGUUGCUGUUGAGAGGAUCAGGCGUGGUCUUUCUGUUUCUUUGUGAACAGCUUAAGGAUCUAUUUCCAGCAAGAGGAAAUAAAAACCAAUGGGUACCUGAAGAGAAUAAAGAAAGGGCUUGGGACCAAAUUCUCCUACUCUUUCUCCCUCCAGGAGAUUGGGAGUAUCCUCCUGUUCUGAUUUUUCUCCAAGGAGAAAUUGUUCUAAGGAGAAGAAAAAGGAAAAGAUGAUGCCGUAUGCAGAUGAAGAACGUACUGAAGACUAUCUGUUCAAAAUUGUUCUUAUUGGUGAUUCUGCAGUUGGAAAGUCAAAUUUACUGGCUAGAUUUGCUCGGAAUGAAUUUUACCCUAAUUCAAAGUCGACAAUUGGAGUUGAAUUCCAGACCCAAACAUUGGAAAUCGAAGGGAAGGAGAUCAAGGCCCAAAUCUGGGACACUGCAGGUCAAGAACGUUUCAGGGCAGUCACCUCUGCAUACUAUCGAGGUGCUGUUGGUGCUUUAGUUGUAUAUGACAUCAGCAGACGUCAGACUUUUGACGGCAUUGGCAGGUGGCUCAAUGAAUUGCAGACUCAUUCUGAUAUGAAUGUCGUCACAAUACUGGUUGGAAACAAAACUGAUCUUAAGGAUAUGAGAGAGGUAACUACGGAAGAAGGUAAGGCUGUAGCUGAGGCUCACAGCCUGUUCUUCAUGGAGACAUCGGCACUUGAUUCAUCUAAUGUUGAUGCUGCAUUCCGGACUGUUGUGAAGGAGAUAUAUCGCAUAUUGACUAGGAAAGUAUUCCAGUCCCAAGAGCUGAAGAAGCUUGAGAACAAGCUAGGAAACGGGAAGACAGUGGUCCUGCAAAGCAGUGAGAGUGAAGCACCCGCCAAGGGAUGGUGCUGUUCUUCCUGAGCACACUUGUUUGUCAUGUUUUCUUUCCCUGCAUUCUUUCUUAUUCCAUUCUCAGUAGUUUCCUUAUGAUGUUUGCCCAACCUGCUCUCGCAACUGUAUAGAAACUGUGAGACCCCUGCUGUUGGCAAGUCCUGGUCCAGUUGGGUGGUGUUGGUUGAACAUGUGCCGGGACUCUGAAUGUGGAUCUUAUCAAUAGUCCUUUGUUUAAUCAAUCUUACCCAUGUUUCUUUUGUCCUGUAUUUAUUUGUUUUUCCAUGCAAUUAUCAAAUGUUAUUAUAGAUCA